AUGGAACACCUGUUUAUGCAGAUCUUCGAGCGGAGGGACUGGAUUGCGAGUCAGCUAAGGCAGCAGGAAGAGUCCUAUGCCCAAUCCGUCGCCUCAAACCUGCUGGCCGCUGGCGGGCUUCUCCCCCCUUGGCUUUGGAAUGCUGCUGCAGAUCCGGAUGGGUGGAAGAACCACCACACUCAAGGUAUUCGGCUGGUUCCUAUACAUCUUGGUUUUUUCUACUCGAUGUGCCCUGCCUUUUGUUGUACGAAAUUUCCGAACUGGGUUCAACACCGGGGGUGAGUCAGUGAACUGAGUUUCAUUGUUCAGCGUUCUCAGGUCUAUGGUUACGCACAGCUUUAAUGGCUUCUUGGAUCCUUUUGUGCGUCUCACUCCUGAGAUCAUUUACUUGUACAGUAAUGUCGGCUUGUUUAGUGUAUGAUACGCCUCGACGUCAUUUAUUUGGUUUCUUGCAUGGCAACAUGAUCUUCUUGGAAUUUUUGUUUCCAUUUCAUGACUAAUGUCGUCAGUUACUUCCUUGGAGUCACCUUGUAGUCCACCGAAUCUUCCUUCACUUAUGAUUUUUGUUUGAUUACGAAUAUCCAAAAUCUUUGAUAUUUGACUUGAUUUCUUUCCCUAGGGCCGCCAUAAACCUGACCAAUGAAUCUGUUUGCUUGCAUAAUGAAACAGUUAUAAGUAUGACACUUAUAUGUCUGAUGUAUUCUCAGGAUAUCAAGAAAAUGUUUUAGGUUGUAUACUGCAUAGUAGAUAGUAUUUUCUUAGCUAAUGUCCAGCAUUACCAUUUUUAUUAAUCUGCAACUGCCAAUUCCCAGGUCUUGUUCCUGCCAUUUAUAUCUUCAUUCCAUAUGAUGCUUUCAUUCCCUAGGAUGGUUUCGAAACUACAUUUGGGGACUGUUAGAGGAAAUCUGUGGUUAUUUAUUCAUCACACAUGCUAUUCAAGGAUAAUUUGGACAUAUCCAAACUUAGCCGCAUAUGAAAAUAAAUUCCCUUCAAUUUAUCUUAUUUUCUCAUGGUAUGUGAAUACCAUAGACUAAAAACCUACAUACCUGCUUUUUCAGCAUAUGAAUUUCAUAUAUCCUGAUGCCAAAAGAAAACUCCAGAUUCGAUGUUCCAAACUCAAUGCAUUCCCAUACCUUGGGCUUUUUUUAAAGUUUUUGAUUGAUUUUCCUCUUUCUGCAUGUUAUGGUGCAGGAUUGAACAGGGAUCAAAUGAUUUCUGGGAUUCUUUACAACCUUCCUCAAACUACGACUCCAAUUAAUCACACUGCAUAUUAUGCCCACCCUUUUCGAAAUGAUGCUAAUGGCCUUCAAUCCAGGAGCUUUGACACUAAGGACUAUGAUUUGGGUGAUUUUCAUAGAUUACGAAGCAUGCAAAGUAGUUUCCGUGAGUCCUGUGCUGGUGAGAAUGACAAACCAGAUAUUGUUAUGGAUUCAUUUGAUAGGCUGCAAGAGUCCUGCCUUGAGCAUAGGAAGAAAAAAUUUAAGCCUUGUAAUAGAGAAAAACUUGAUGAUGAUUUGAGAAAGCAGAGAAGUGCAUAUACUGGUAGAAUGACAAGGUCUAAAUUGGCCUCCAUGAAGACCUAUAAUGCCGAAGUGCCUUUGGAUCUGAAGAGUUUGCCCGGUGAAAUGGUUGAUGAUAGAAAAAACAGCAGCUAUGAUAGUUCUGCCGCAAGGUUUACAUCAUUCCCUCCAAAGGACGACGGUAAGUACUCAUUGGCUGAACUAGCUGGAACCUCCUCACAGGCAUUUGAACACAGUCAAGAGCCACACAGACUAAAAGAAGAGGAAGUUAACCUGUCUAGUCCAUGCCAAAAAGGUCCUUCGGGAGAGUUGCAUGCAAGUGAGAACUGUCAGGUGACAGAGGUAAGGAAAAGAUAUAUUUCUGCCAUCUAUAAUAAGAAAUGGCAUUUAUUUAUAUUUCAUGGAUAAUAUUAAAUUGCAUAGCUAUUAGAAUUUUUAAUUUUUGUCGUUGUUGCACUUUGAAUUUAAAUACUAUUUUACUUUAGCGUACUUUUAGUUUCCAUAUGCGUUAAUUAUGAGGUUUGCUCGUCUUUCAAAACAUACUGUUUCUUGGCGACGUUUGAGGACAUGAAAAACUCUUAUGUAUCUUGGGUUUUUAACUGUCAUUUUUACAGAGGAACCACCAUCAGAAAGCGGGAGAAGACAGGAUGUCCGCUUCAUUGUUUCCAAAUGUACUUGCAGAUAGUUCCAUUGACGUUCCUGUUGGAAUCCAAGCAGAUAGCGAUUUUUCAAGUUGUGCAAUUUCUCUGGGGGAAAUCAAUGAUACGGUUGGAUCAGUUGAUCGCCAGAAGGAGCUUGUUACUGAUGAAGAUACCCCAGAUUUGCCAGAUCAUCAGAACACUUCACGAGAUGGAUGCUAUGAAUCGACAUUCAUCGAAACAGUUGCAGUUGCAGUUGCAGUUGCAGACAAGGAGAAUUCAAAUGAAGAAAUGAACCGUUCAACUGUGCUUCCUUCAGAGUGUGCCUCAUAUUCUUGUGAUAGUGACAUGGCCAUUUCUGAUGAAACUACCCCAGAAUUUGAGGGAUUUAGCAUUGAAAAACCUAUGAUGCAAAAUGGGUUUACCUUUGAUCAUCCAAAUCUUGAGAAACUCACAAGUGAGAGAGCUGCCAUCCUUGAGCAGCUUCACAGAUCUAUGAAUAGGCUUGAAGAGAGUUCUAUUGAUGUUCAUGUUGGAAACCAAUCAGAUCAAGAUUUCCAGGGUGCCAUUCCUCUUGAGGAAAUGAAGGACACAAUUGGAUCAGUUGCUUGCAAGAAAGAGUUUGCUACUGAUGAAGAUGCUAUAGAUUUGCCAGAUGUGAAUAAGACUUCAACAAAUGGACACUUUGAGUCUGUUUGCGUUAGAAGUGUUGCAGGCGAGGCGGAAUCCAAUGAAGAAAUGAACUGUAAUGACACAAAUGGAUCAGCUGUUGUUGAGAAAGAGCUUGUCACUUAUGAAGAAUCUGUUGAUAUUCUAGAUAUUCAGAACAUUUCAGCAGAUGGAUGCUUUGAGUCCACUUGCAUAAAAAAUGUUGCAGAAUCAAAUGAAGACAUGAACCGCCCAAUUUCGACUCCUUUAGGGGUUACCUCAAAUUCAGAUGACAGUGAAAUCGUCAUUUUCAAUGAAAUCGCUCCGGAGUUUGAGGGGUUCAGCAUUGAGAAUCCUAUUGUGAUGUCCGGAUUUAUUUUUGAUGAUCCAAAUCUUCAAAAGCUGACAAAAGAGAGAGCUACUGUACUACAGCAGCUUCAGAGAUCUAUGAAUAAUCAUGAAGUGAGUUCUGUUGAUGUUCAUGAUGGAGCAGAAGAAGAAAUUGAUUUCCCCAGUCGUGCGAUUCCUCUGGGGGAAAUCAAUGAAUCAAGUAGAUCCGUGAUUCAUCAGCGGGAGAUUAUUACUGAUGAAGAUGGGUCAGAUUUGCCAGAUAUGCAAAAAGGUUUAACAAAGGGAUCCUUUGAACCCAAUUGUGUGGAAAGUGUUGUAGAUGAGCUGAAGUUAAAUGAAGAAAUGGAAUGUCAAACUCUGCUUUCUUCUGGGCGUCCAUCAUAUUCCGACGACAGUGACAUGGUCCUUUCUAGGGAAACUCACAAAGUUUCAUAUGUUUGUAAGUCUUUGCCUGCUGAAAAUAUGAGGACCAUGAGCAUGGAUGGUCAUCAUCUAAUUUAUGGUACCGAUAACAACAUUCUUCCUCCCAAGGAUGACAAUCUUGCUGCUGUUUACCAGAACACAGUGGUCAACUCUGAUGAUUCUUUCUUAAGGAGGUCUGGUUCCCGAACUCUUCCUUUGUCAAGCUCUCAAAUUUGUCAAAAUGUUAUUACCAGACCUCCUUGUACACCUAUUGAAAAGUUUUCUCAGAAAGCCUUUGUGGAGAGAAAAGGAUGUGGGUUGGACCGACUGGGUUCCAAUACAGGGCUCACGUGUUUCCCAAUAGACGAAAAUAGCGGAUCACUCAAAGAAAAUGUGUAUGCUAGUAAAUUUCGGACUACUUGUAACAAGUUGUUCGGCUCAAGGGACAAAGAGUUCUCUGUCAGUAGAGAACCGCUUGCCGAUGUGACGUCAAUUUAUCAGAAUGCUGCUACAAUUGUUCCAAAAUCAGAAAAAAAAAUAGACAGAUCUGUUCUUGGCUCUGUGAAAAAGGAACUUUACCUUCCAUCAAAGAUGAAUGAGGACAAAAAUCAAGAUGAUAUUCGUGGUAGCUAUACUACAUUGAAAGUAGAUAAGAAGAAGGAUGUGUCCCUUUCAGUGAGCGGCAAUAAGGAACAGGAAGACGUGGAAGCUCUUCAUGACGUUCCAAACAAGAUACCUUUGAAAGCCAGUGAACAGAAAAGAAGCCAAGCCAUUUUAGAAAAGAAAACGAUAAAUAUUGUCUCUAACGUUCAGUCUUUUAUUCCACUAGUACGCCAAAAGCAGCAAGCUGCUGCGGCACCUAUCACAGGUAAUAAUUUCAAUUCCUUGCAUUGUUCUACCUCUCCAUAUAUUGAACUUUAUUUUAUUCAUUAUGAUGAUGUGAUAUUCUUUAUUAUGAUGAGACUUUGUUCAUUUAUAAAGUUAGCAAUCUCUCUCUCUCACUCACUCCCUAUCUGUACUUCAGAAAUCACCCCUACAUAGAGAGUUGUGCUUUCACUCUACUGAAGUAGAAAGUGCAAAUGUUUUACUCUUCCACCCGCUGGGCUUGCUAUAUGUGCAUCUUUUGCAACUGCUAAAAUGAAACGAUAUUUCUUAUUAACUUACAAAUUCGAAGAUUGGAAAAUUAUAUGCCCCCUGGCAAAAAAAAAUCCUACUUAUUUAUUUUCAUUUUUACCUCAUUUUGAGUUAUUUGCAUCGUCUGUAUUUUCUGCAAUCAAGAUUUUCGUUUAGUUAAUUUCUUAGUUCAAACUGUUGUCAUGGUAGAAUAACUAGGUGUACCAUCCCCCCCUAAAAAUUCCUAAUGUGAGCUAAGCCGUUGUGCAUAAUGCCCCUUAUAUUUUUGAAAACUCUGAAGUUUUCUCCCAUAUUAUUGUGGCUGCCUAAAUUCCUACAAUUGAUUAUUUGUGUCGGAUUAAGAUCCUAUCCCUCAUUCACAUUAGGGGAAUCCAAUGGGUCUCAAGCCUUGUCCAGAGCACUAGGAACUGGGCUCGAGCAUGUUUUCUUAUAGCCCAGUCCUGGUCUGCCCUGGCCAGCAACAAGCUUGGACGGGGACUGCCAACAAUGGCUCCCGAUGUUAAUUCCCUGUUCCUUUUUUGUUUCCAGCGACUCAACGAUGCUGUCUCUUUUAUAUGCAUUCAAUUUAGCAUGUGAAUGAUGCUUAAUUGGCGGCCAUGAUUAACUGCAACACAACAAUUCAUGCUGCUAUUUAUGUUUCACUCAAAUUUAAUUUCAAGCUUGUAAAUCCAGGGUCUUAUUUUCCUUUUGGUUCACAUUUCGUCAUAGCAUUUAUUUUUUCUCGUUUAUUCAAAUGAGAAGUUCGAGUGUAUUAGCAUGCGCACGUCUCUCCAAAAGACGUGUUAAGUGUUUCAAGUUUCUGAAAUAUAUACAGAAAGACAAUAUCCACUCGAAAAUUAAAACACUGUAUCCUGGCCAGUUUUCGAUGCAUUGAAUCCAUAUUAUGGCACUCCAUGUUACCUACGGAAUAUUCAACAUAUAGAAGAAUUUGCAUUAGCAUUUCCCUUGCAUGAAAUAUUAUUUCCUCCAAACACAUGGUUCGUGAUGAUUAAAUAUAACCGUGGUUCACAGUGGUAUUUGCACUGGUCAAGAGAGCGGGAUAUUCUGCUAGGUCAGUAAAUAUCAUGUUAAGUGAUUUUUAGGUGAUAUAUCUAGUGCGGGCUAAGAUUGGACAAGUGGAUUUCUGAUAUUUUGCUGUUAAUGUUACCUUCCACAUCCAAAAGUGCUACUCUGUAUGAUUGGGACCACCCAGCAUCAUAAAACUAGAAACCGUUCCAAAUUGUGCAGGUUGCUGGUACAUCGUACUUCUUGUUUCUCACGAAGGAUGUAUUUCUGUCCGUUAAUUUGUUAAUAUAUAAUACCUUCAAUCUGGUAUUUGAUGAAAGAUUCAUCCGUGUUUUAGGGUUAUUAUUGUUGAAGUUAAAUGGAAGAAAAAAUUAUCAGCCUGUGAUAUAUAACACUCAGAAUUUAUUGCUUUUGUUGGAAAGCAUCUUUGAAGUUAUCUUCAUGGUCGUUCUUUAUUCUUCAUUCUUGAGAAUACUUAAUUAUGCAAGCACUCAAGAUCAGCUCUCAUCUUGUGUCACUUGAAAAAUAAAAGUGAUCGGACGUCAACUCCUGGGGUAUUUCUAGUUGUUUUGUAUGGUUUCAUGGAUCUUUCGAGUUGGUCUUUUAGGAAGAAGAGACAUUAAAGUGAAGGCCUUGGAGGUUGCUGAAGCUGCAAAACGCCUGGCAGAGAAAAGAGAAUGUGAACGUAAGAUGAGGAAAGAAGCAGUCCGACUUGAAAGGAUAAAAUCAGAGCAGGAAAACGCCAGACAACUAGAGUUGAAGCAAAAGCAGAAAGAAGAAGAUUGGAAGAAGAAGGAGGCGGCCAUGGCUGCUAGGAAGCGGCAAAGAGAGGAAGAAAGGAAGGAAAAGCAAAGGAAGAGAAACUGCAAAGAACAUGAGGUGAAAGAGCUUCAAUGCAGAGCUGCUGUAAUAUUCCUACAUGUUUUUUCCAUUGAUUUGAUCCUCUUACUACUGUUAUUAUUAUGUUAAGGCAUCUUUUUUAUCAUAUAUAGGAUGAGAAAGAACGUCGAAGGAAAGCCCUGUCGGAUGAAGCAACAAUACCAAAGAAAUCAGAAAGGCAGCAAGAUUUUACUGCAGCAGGCCAUGAUUCUACUAAGAUUAUAGAAGAUGCCCGAUAUGAGGCAAAUAAUUCCCAGUUUUGUGGAGCGCCCACGGAUUCUAUGGCAUCGGACAAGGUAUACUUUUUUGGUGCACAUAUUUUGGGCAAGACAAGACCUUCCGAUUGUUGCAUAGUUCAAGAUCUUCUUGUGAAUCUGUUCAGUGGCAUGUGAUGGGCACCGACAAGCAAUCAUAGCAAACAAAGUAGUAAACAAUUCCUAAUGUUUCAUCUCCCAGUAGUUACGAUAUUACUAGAUGGUGUUUUGGUCUGGUUUAAGAUCUUUGGGAGCAUUCGUUGCGUUGACUUCCAAGGGGCAGUCAGAUUUAUCAGAUUCAGCUCUUUUUUUCUGUAAAUUGUCCCAUAUUUGGCGUAUAAUUUACAUCUUGAUUGACUUUUCAUUCAUUCAAAGAUCGCUUCAUGGUAGAGAAACCUUAGGAAAAUGUUUUUUUUGGCCGAAUUUACUUGAACUAACUUAAUUAGACCACCUGAGUCAUCAACAUGGUUUGGCCCAAGCUGACUUGCCGCAGUCUUUCCUGGUUUGGUAGAAGAACCUUAGCAAAAUGUUUUUUGGCCAAAUUGACUUGAACUAACUCAAUUAGGCCACCUGAGUCGUCAACUUGGUUUGGCCCAAGUUGACUUGCCGCAGUCUUCCUUGUUUGGCGCAUGAUUUUAUUCCAGUUUCUCGUUGACUUCGCCCAUUUAUUGUGAUUAUUUACGAGUUGCGUGUCUGCAGCUCAUUCGAUCUUCCAUCAAUCUGCUGCACACACUGCAAGACAGAAACACCAUGUUGAAAGAAAAUCGCCAGUCACAGUCGUAUGAGAUCUCUCCUUAUCGGGACUCUGAUGAUGAGGAACUGCAGGAGGAUAAAAGACAUAAAAAGAAAUUCAUCCCUUCAUGGGCAAGGUAAGGCAGCCUUUCUUCUACAGGAAUUUUGACUUUUUUUAGUGAAUUGAUGACGUCACUUCAAGAACUGAUGAACUGGCUUCAUAGCUUAGGAUGGAGCAAGUGAACUAUUCAUGUGAAUUAUUUUUCUGCAAACUACUUUUUUCUUUGAAUAUAAUGCAUUUAAUAUGAAAUUCUUUUUGGGAGAAGAGGAACCAUAAAAUUACACGAUAUUGAUGUCAUUCACAUUAUUUUCGUUUUAUUUAUCAUAAAGAUAAGCUAGCUAGCUAAUUUACUCCCAUAAAAUUCAUGUUCUUGCAACAGUAUCCUAAUUAUUUUCCUAAAAAACUGACAACUUCCCUAGAAAAAAAUUCAACUCUAUGGAAUCAUCCUGCAAUUCACAUGAUGUUCAUUGCUUUCUGCAUAUCUUGUUGCAGGAGAGAAUCCCUGGAUGGGCAUCUCAUUUCAAUGAGACAGAUGGACCCAAGAAAGAUUUUUUGCCGAAAAAGGUCAUUCAAUCUAAGCGAAGGUAACCUCAACUUCUCUGCUUUCUGGGCUCCAGUUAUCAUGGGUUGACUUUAUAUUAUCAUUUUUUUCUGCCCAGUUCUUCCCUACCGAACCCGGCAGCAGCUGCUUUGACUUCCGCUGCAUUGUGGGCAACUGA
Molecule: messenger RNA, 8343 nt
Organism: Spirodela intermedia
Lineage: Eukaryota; Viridiplantae; Streptophyta; Magnoliopsida; Alismatales; Araceae
Source: the annotation of a GenBank genome assembly